CUUACUUUAAAGGAUUUCAGUUUGCCAGUCAAGCUGUGCGCCCUUAAACUCUCUGCAGUCUUUGGGCACAAAUCUUGGAUUUGGGGAAAACAAAGGACUUUCUUUAUUAUUAUUUUUUUUUAUUUUUUUUUCUUGUAAGAAGUUGUCCUUCAAUUUUUUCGCAUGAAUCUCCUCGACCCCUACCUGAAGAUGACAGAAGAACAGGAGAAGUGUCACUCUGACGUCCCCAGCCCCAGCAUGUCUGAGGACUCCGCGGGCUCGCCGUGCCCGUCCGGUUCCGGUUCGGACACCGAGAACACCCGCCCGUCCGACAACCACCUCCUCAGGGGCCCCGACUACAAGAAGGAGGGCGAAGAAGAGAAGUUUCCCGUGUGCAUCAGAGACGCAGUGUCCCAGGUGUUGAAGGGCUACGACUGGACCUUGGUGCCCAUGCCGGUGCGCGUCAACGGCUCGAGUAAGAGCAAACCUCACGUGAAGAGACCCAUGAACGCCUUCAUGGUGUGGGCCCAGGCAGCCCGGAGGAAACUGGCCGAUCAGUACCCACAUCUGCACAACGCAGAGCUCAGCAAAACCCUGGGGAAACUCUGGAGACUGCUCAAUGAGGUAGAGAAGCGGCCGUUCGUGGAGGAGGCUGAACGCCUGAGAGUGCAGCACAAGAAAGAUCACCCCGACUACAAAUAUCAGCCCAGGCGGAGGAAAUCCGUCAAGAACGGUCAAAGCGAACCGGAGGACGGUGAGCAAACCCACAUCUCUCCAAAUGCGAUCUUCAAGGCGCUGCAGGCCGAUUCUCCUGCUUCCAGCAUGGGCGAGGUGCACUCACCAGGAGAGCAUUCAGGUCAAUCCCAGGGCCCACCAACACCCCCAACUACCCCCAAGACGGAUCUCCCUCCCAGCAAAGUUGACAUGAAACGAGAGGGGCGCCCCGUUCAAGAGGGCACCAGUCGGCAGCUCAAUAUCGACUUUGGAGCUGUGGACAUUGGUGAGCUGAGCACCGACGUCAUCUCCAACAUGGGAAGCUUCGACGUCGAUGAGUUCGAUCAGUACCUGCCGCCUCACAGCCAUGCUGGCGGUGCAGCCCAGGCUGGCUACACUGGUAGCUACGGUAUCAGCAGCUCCUCAGUCAGCCAGGGAGCCAACGUUGGAGCCCACGCCUGGCUGUCCAAGCAGCAGCAGCAGCAUUCCCUGACACCCCUGGGUGGAGGAGGAGAGCAACAAGGUCAAAGAACCACCCAGAUCAAGACGGAGCAACUGAGUCCGAGUCACUACACAGAGCAGCAGGGCUCCCCACAGCACGUCACCUACGGGUCCUUCAACCUCCAGCACUACAGCACCUCCUCCUACCCUUCCAUCACACGAGCACAGUAUGACUAUUCAGACCACCAAAGUGGUGCCAACUCUUACUACAGCCACGCAGCGGGCCAAGGCUCCAGCCUGUACUCCACCUUCAGCUACAUGAGCCCCAGCCAGAGGCCGAUGUACACCCCGAUCGCUGACAGCACCGGGGUGCCCUCCGUGCCGCAGACCCACAGUCCGCAGCACUGGGAGCAGCAGCCCAUUUACACGCAGCUGUCAAGGCCCUGAGGAAGCAAUCAGAGAAGUGACUGAGAGAAUGCUCACCCCAGACUCCCCCCCCCC
This is a messenger RNA of Nematolebias whitei (Rio pearlfish), 1635 nucleotides long. RefSeq names its product SRY-box transcription factor 9a (gene sox9a). Gene Ontology annotation, cellular component: nucleus. The coding region runs from base 163 to 1581 and encodes 472 amino acids. Gene Ontology annotation, molecular function: DNA-binding transcription factor activity, RNA polymerase II-specific; RNA polymerase II cis-regulatory region sequence-specific DNA binding. The transcript is spliced from 3 exons. The record is from RefSeq and is a predicted model, not a curated record. Gene Ontology annotation, biological process: negative regulation of transcription by RNA polymerase II; positive regulation of chondrocyte differentiation; heart development. Lineage: Eukaryota; Metazoa; Chordata; Actinopteri; Cyprinodontiformes; Rivulidae.